Amoebophrya sp. A120 is the source of this 2284-nucleotide messenger RNA. The record is from the annotation of a GenBank genome assembly. NCBI's taxonomy places the organism in Eukaryota, Dinophyceae, Syndiniales, Amoebophryaceae.
AGCAAGGAUUGAGUGCUAGCAAGCUCGAAGUAUAUUAUCCAACUUGUCAAAAUGUCGAUGAUACACGCACCAAAAUGAUUCCACUUUGCAGUUGUCUUCUGCUUGUUAUCUUGGCCUAUUUGCCAGCUCGAUCGUCCUUCAUACUUCGCCGGCCCCGGUACAGCAGAAAAAUGUUUCCGUCUACAGUCCACAGGCCGAGGCAGGAAAACGAGCCAGGCACCAACACAACAGUUACAGAAUCCUCUUCCGUCCUGGUGUUUUCGUUCGUACCAGAAUACAUAGCAGGAGCCUUAUCUUCAAUGAAAGCAGCACAGGCAUCGUAUGACGCAAUUCGAGAUUACGGAAUGGAGCAACUAGGUUCUUACUACCUCAGAACAGCAAAGCAGAUCCACCACAACGCCACCGAGGCAGCAAUUCCGGACGAAAUUGAACAACUCCGCCUCAAGCGCUGUGAAUCUCUGGCCGAAUUUUACGACACGCCGUGGUACAAGUUUUCCAGCGGCGACCUCCCAUAUGACAAAGAAAAGAUGCUUGUCGUAACCGCGCCGACGAUUUGGCGAUACUGUGAAGCAGUAGAAAAACUGGGCGCGUCGAUGUGAUUGUCGCGCAAGCCAGCGACUUCAUACCUUUGAAUAAGUUUCUUUGCAAAGGAAAGAAAUCGACAACGGUGGAGCUACAGAUGAAGUUGGGCACUCAGCUCUCAAACAAUUGGCGCCAAAUCUACGACGCCUACUACGAAAUGGGGCCCACCUUCAAAGCAUUGACGGAAGAGCAGAAGAAACUAGUGCCGAGAAUGACGCUUCUGAAAAUUCCAGUACAAAGAUUGAGCGUCUUCCUUCCGUUCACUACGCCAGCGCCUGCAGCGGGGAAAGGAAAAGGGAAGGGCAAGAAGCAUGGAACUACAGCUGCGCAGCAAGGUGCUGCGUCAUCGUCUUCUCAUACGUCAAAGGGUGGCGGUUCUUUUUCUACUUACUUGAACCAGCGACAAGAUAACUCUACCCAUGCUGCCCCCGCAGGUACCUUGUUGGGGGAUAACAUAACGUCGAAACUCCAGACGAGAAUCCUCAUUCAAAAUCCGGAACCGACCAAGCAGCUGAUACGGAAGCAGAAAAAGUGCAGCAUGAUUACAAAAAACAACGAGCGAAUAACUCCGCCGAGCUAUGCGACGAAGCGAUGCCGCAGGCAUCAACUUCUUCUUCCUCCGCCCCACCUGCAGCUUCAAAUUCCAGUAUCAACGUCGGUAAGUCCGCAUCUCACAUCCAGCAUUCAGAAACUAAAGAUGGCGCAGCUGGUUCCUCGUCUGCCGGGAUGCAGAUGCCUUCGUCUACAUCUGCCGCGGAGCCAAAAUCUUCAUCUUCAGAUGCGGGCCAGGAAAAAAUCAACGAGAUUUUUAAGAACAACAAGGGCCACAGCUUCCACAGAAACAAAAGGCCCCACCCAAGUCCCAGCCCUUCGCCCAACUUCAACAAAAUCGAUGACCGGGCUCAGGGAACAAAAGCGUCUUCUUUUUCUACUGGCGGUAAACCGGCAUCCUCCUUCGGAAAAACUUCGGCUCCCCCUGCAAGCGGCAGCAACAAAAUCAACAUCAACAGCAAAGGACCAAAUAACUUUCAGCAUGUAGCUGCAUCUUCUUCUCCAGCAUUCCACACGCCGCGGGGUGGAGAUUUUUCUACGAAUUCUGGAUCAGCAGCUGCAUCCUCAAAGAACCAAAAUAAGCAGUCUUCCCAGCCCAGCAAUGUGUGGAGUAUGAAUACCCAGCAGUUUCAGUCCCAGUCCCAGAACCACACCGCCGCCUCUUUUCGACCCCGCUAGCCCCGCAGUCCUUGUGCCUUUCUUCCGCUGUCUCCACCUCCGCCGCUCAACCCAAGGUUGACGAUGACAAGAUAGAGGCAGCUCUCUUCAAAUAUGAUUCGAUAAAUUAACUGAAGUACAUGUGUUCUAUUCCUCUUCGCAAGCAUUUUCACUCGGUGUUAGUAUCGUUUUCUUCAGCUAAAGCUAGUAUUUCCGUCUUCUGUCUGAGAGAACAUAUAUUUUUAUUUUUGCAUGAAGUAUGCGUCUUCUUCUGUCUUCUGAGAGUCCAGAAACCUUUAUUUUUGCAUGACAGAAUGUUGAGCGACUACUUUAAUUCUCGAGAGGGUUUCAUUCUUUCCUGCCGUUGAGCAUCUUACUCUACUGCUUCAUGAGAGAUUUUACAUUUCAUUACUUCUAUUUCUAAUGACAAAUUUUGCAUGACAAACUCAAAAGCACGAGACUCUCCUGGGGAUCAACUUUUAGAAAGCUAAAC